AUGUAUUUUACUUUUUUUAAUAUCAAUUUCUUUAUAAAAAAUAUAUUACGUCAUUUUUUACUUUUUAUUAUAUGUUUUACAAUCAUAAAAUGUGUUCAACAUGAUUCAAUAUGUUCAAAAGAAUCUAUUAAUGCAGCAUGUAUUAAUCCAAUCCAUACUGUUUUGACGUUAAAAAAGAGAGAUGAUAAUUUAGCAAAAAAAAUUGCUCAAGCACAUCAAAUGUAUAUAAAGGGACAACCAUUUCUAGAAGCAAGUUAUUUUUUAGAACAUCAUAAUAUUUCUCAUUAUCGAAGAAAAAGAUUUAUAAUACAUGAAUUAAUUAAUAAGCAUCCUGAUGUUAUAUCAAUAACUUAUGAUUAUGAAAUGAAAAGAGUUAAAAGAGGAUAUUUAUAUGAAAAUAAUUUAAAACCAUUCAUCGGUCCAAACUAUCUUGAAAUAUAUAAAACUAGAAAACAGAAUUAUAAUAAUCAACCAAUACCUUCACUUCCAUUCAAAGAUCCACUUUAUAAAGAACAAUGGUAUUUAAUUGGAAAAGAAACUGGUGGAUUUGAUAUGAAUAUUCGAGAAGCAUGGUUAAUGGGAUAUGCUGGUAGAAAUGUAAGUAUUACAAUUCUUGAUGAUGGUAUUCAAAUUGAUCAUCCUGAUUUAUUAGACAACUAUGAUCCAAUUGCUUCAACAGAUAUUAAUGAUGGAGAUGAUGAUCCAACACCACAAAAUAAUGGUGAUAAUAAACAUGGAACAAGAUGUGCUGGUGAAGUUGGUGCUAUUGCAAAUAACAAUCAAUGUGGAGUUGGUGUUGCAUAUAAAGCUAAUAUUGGAGGUAUUCGAAUGUUAGAUGGACCAUUUAGUGAUGCUAUUGAAGCAGCAGCAUUUUCAUUUAAUCAGAAUUACAUUGAUAUUUAUUCUGCAUCUUGGGGACCAGAAGAUGAUGGUAAAACAUUUGAUGGACCUGGUUUAAAAGCUAGACAAGCUCUUUAUAAUGGUACAAAAUACGGUAGAAAUGGAAAAGGUAAUAUUUUUGUUUGGGCUAGUGGUAAUGGAGGUUUCAAACAAGAUUCAUGUUCAGCAGAUGGUUAUAUUACAUCUAUUUAUACAUUAUCUAUUUCUUCAGCAACUUAUCAUAAUAGUAGACCAUGGUAUCUUGAAGAAUGUCCAUCAAUAAUUGCCACAACACAUUCAUCUGCUAAUAAAAAUCAACCUGGUAUUGUAACUAUUGAUGCUCCAGUUGGAUGUACUAAAUCUCAUUCUGGUACAUCUGCAUCUGCUCCAAUUGCUGCUGGUAUCAUUGCAUUAGCUUUAGAAGCAAAUCCUUCACUAACAUGGAGAGAUAUUCAACAUAUUGUAUUACGAACAGCUAAUCCAAUUCCAUUAUUAAAUAAUUCUGGUUGGAGUAUCAAUGGUGUUGGUAGAAGAAUAUCUAAUCAAUUUGGAUAUGGGUUAAUGGAUGCUGGAGCAAUUGUUAAAUUAUCAAAAAUAUGGAAAAAUGUUCCUGAACAACAUUUAUGUACUUAUAAGUAUAAAAUGGCAGAACCAUCACCAAGAUCUGUUAUUGGUAAAUUUCAAAUAAAUUUUACAUUAGAUGUUAAUGAUUGUUCUAAUGGAAAACGUAUAUUAUAUUUAGAACAUGUUCAAGUUGUUUCCACAAUUAAGUAUUCUAAAAGAGGUGAUCUCAAAUUAACAUUAUUUUCUCCUAAAGGAACAAAAUCUGUUAUACUUCCAAUACGACCACAAGAUUAUAAUAAUGAUGGUAUUUAUAAUUGGCCUUUUCUUUCUGUUCAAAUGUGGGGUGAAGAUCCAAGAGGUACAUGGACAUUAAUGAUUGAAUCAUUUGCUACUAAUAAUACAAUUAAUGGAACUAUUUAUGAUUGGGAUUUACUUUUAUAUGGAACUGAGGAACCAGCUCAACCAUCUGAUUUAAACUACUCUCCAAAAAUGGCUUCAAUUCAAAAAACUAAAAUUAAAAAAGGAUUUUUUGAAUUAGUAAAUGAAAAAUUAGAAACUUUUAAAAAUUUUUUAAAAUUUUACUAG
Messenger RNA from Strongyloides ratti, 2028 nucleotides. RefSeq names its product Proprotein convertase subtilisin/kexin type 4. The coding region runs from base 1 to 2028 and encodes 675 amino acids. NCBI's taxonomy places the organism in Eukaryota, Metazoa, Nematoda, Chromadorea, Rhabditida, Strongyloididae. The transcript has 2 exons. Gene Ontology annotation, cellular component: trans-Golgi network; Golgi membrane. Gene Ontology annotation, molecular function: serine-type endopeptidase activity. The record is from RefSeq and is a predicted model, not a curated record. Gene Ontology annotation, biological process: protein processing.